UAUACUUUUCUAUUGUAGUUAAAAUAUGAUUUUUUACAGAUAAUGUCAGAAGUAUAAACUUUUUCAUUUAUAGUGUGUAUAUAAUUAAUCGAUAUCAUAAUAGAAAUCGUAAUUUUAAAGUAUGUAGUACUUAUAUUGUAUACACCCACUUCCUUUAAUACAAGCACAUUAAAAACAUGCUAAUUAUUCCAACGGAUGUUAUUUCUGAUAUUAAAAAAGUUUACUCAUAACACGGCUCACGAUAGUAAGUUAGUUGAGGUGAGCAUGUUGCCAGUAUUAAAAAAGAACUAGGUUAGCCAUGGAUAGUGUAGUUGUUUCGCAUCCUAAUCCUGCGGCGGACGCGGCGGGAAAAUGGCGGAAAUUGAAAAUAAACAUUUCAUCUGCGCUCCGGCACGCACUGCCCAAAUUGACAAUACAACCAAUUUGCCGCCGCGCACCGACCACUUUUGUAUGGGAAUUGAAAAAUAAUAUUACUCUUUUUUCUACCACUGCACGUGGGCAAUCUCAAAAAUAAACUAUGAUUCUUCAACUUCAAUGUUCCUCCGUUAUUUGGUUCGUGUUAUGGAAAAUAACCGAAAGCGCCGGUGGAAUAUGAUUUUAUAUCAAAAAAUCUUUCAUUGUUAAUUAAUUUUGUAUUUUACUUUCAUAUUACUAGGCGUAUAUUAUAAGUAAGUAAAAAGUUUUCACUGGCAAUUAUCAUGUUGUAACGGAAACGCUUACCCAUCGAUGGUAAAAUACGCAAUGAUCAUUACGUCGCCAUUAAUGUUCACAAUAAUUAGCUAAAGUGGCUACAAUGGUAACAGACGUCUCAUUAAGCGCGCGGGGUGUUAUCACAGUCGGCAGGAAGCACUCCGAUAGAGUGCCACUCAUUCAUUCAGUUUUAAAAACGAAUGCGUUUAGUUAACACGCGUCUCGAUCUCGGCUCACGUACGAACGUGGCCACAGAACGAUUCAUCACUAUACCAUAUUAAAUUAGCCAGUAAUUACAAUGUGAAGAAUGUUUUUGUUUUAAUUAGUACAAUUUAGUGUGCGUGCGAGAGGCGUACGCCGCAACAGGCGAGCGGCGGUAGUCCAGGUUUGGGUACCCAGAUGCUUGCCAUGGAGGUCGCUAAGGAGGCGCGCGCGUCGCCACUGCCCGCGUCUGCGCAGACCGGCACCUCCUCGCAGCCUGCUCAACCACCUCAACCACAGAUUUGUGCUGGAUGCAGCAAGGUGAUCACGGAGCGCUACUUACUGAAGGCUCUGGACCAGCUGUGGCACGAGGACUGCCUCAAGUGCGGCUGCUGCGACUGCCGGCUGGGAGAAGUUGGACACACCCUGUAUACGAGGGCCAACCUCAUCCUAUGCAAGAGGGACUAUUUGAGGCUGUUCGGCAACACUGGAUACUGCGCGGCUUGCAACAAAGUCAUUCCCGCGUUUGAGAUGGUGAUGCGUGCGCGCAGCAAUGUUUAUCACCUGGAGUGCUUCGCUUGCCAGCAGUGCAAUCAUAGGUUCUGCGUGGGCGACCGGUUCUACCUGUGCGACAACAAGAUCCUGUGCGAGUAUGACUACGAGGAGCGCCUCGUGUUCGCUAACAUGGCGUACAACCCGCCGCCGCUUGCGCACCUGAAGAGGCAGACCACGCAUCUACCACCACCACCGACAAGCAACGCAAUGAGCGGUUUGAUGAACGGCUCGAGCCGCUCCGGUGAUCUGAACAACAACAUGUCGGGCUCGUCGCCGGCUCCAUUCGCCGCCCCGCCGCACCUCAAGCCACUCGGCCUCUCGGCGUCCAGCUGAGAUUAUAGUGCGUGAGACGCGGCCCACCCCUACGCCAAGUAUCAAAACUAAUCACGCGUACUCCAAACAAUGAUUGAUACAAGUCAAACAGUUGCCGUUACAAACGAACUCUAAAGUGUUUAACGCAGCUCUUUAAAGACAGAACUUUUUAAAUUCAUCUUAUUAUGAACUUAACAUGUUUCUAAGUGUACGUAUAAACUAAAGCAAAGUAAAUGCCAAACUGUAGUUAAUGUUUCUGAUUGUUUAUGACAGCACGUAAUUAGCGUACAUUGUAUGUAAUUUUCUUGAAUAAAAUAUGAUAUUAUUAUGUUAUUAGAGUAAUGACUAUGCGAAGGAGAACUGUUUUAGUUUUUUCUCAGAAUUUGAUCUCAGAUGAGCAAUUAUGCUGAAUUAGAAUAUAGGUAAAGGAUCUAUGAAUCUCUUUUUUGUAUAAAUUUGUUAAAAGUUGCAAUAUCAUGUCUGUAUUUUUCUCUUAAACGUAUAAGUAAUAAUGAGUGAAGUUACUGUACGGAGGAGUGAUACAGUGCGAUUCUUAGGGCUGUGAAUAUUUUCAGCGGUUUAAAUGCGUUGUUACUAGGCGAUAUGGACGUUAUGGCGGCUCCACCGCACCGCUACGGUGAGCGGUGGGACGCCGCACGGACGCGCGUGUAAACCGCUGAAUGUGUAACCGACCUAACGCGAGAAUCCAACGAGCGCGGGUUUUAAGACUGCCGAAUUGUCGUCUUUGAUGGAUGAAUUGUAUUUUAGAGUAAACUAUCAGUGUUAAUGUAAAUAUUAUAACCAUCUAUAUGUACGUAUUAUAGUAGGUACAAUCGAUCGAGUCUCAAAUUAAUUA
Spodoptera litura is the source of this 2614-nucleotide messenger RNA. RefSeq names its product LIM domain-containing protein Beadex (gene Bx). The record is from RefSeq and is a predicted model, not a curated record. Gene Ontology annotation, molecular function: transcription coactivator activity; DNA-binding transcription factor binding. Gene Ontology annotation, biological process: positive regulation of transcription by RNA polymerase II. Lineage: Eukaryota; Metazoa; Arthropoda; Insecta; Lepidoptera; Noctuidae. Gene Ontology annotation, cellular component: nucleus.